Messenger RNA from Daucus carota subsp. sativus, 1372 nucleotides. RefSeq lists its product as uncharacterized. The coding region runs from base 108 to 1178 and encodes 356 amino acids. The transcript has 5 exons. The record is from RefSeq and is a predicted model, not a curated record. Lineage: Eukaryota; Viridiplantae; Streptophyta; Magnoliopsida; Apiales; Apiaceae.
CUACUGACUUUUAGCCAAUUUUCUUAAGCCCUCCUCCCCGCAAGUAGAAAAAUCGCAACAUAGUAAUAAGAGCGAAGCAGAAGAUCAUUCUUCCUAACAGAAUAUCUAUGGAUCUUGCUCAGUCUCAAAAGAGCCAUCAGAUCGUGAAUUUUAGCGUCGCAUCUCUUCUUUUUCUUGGUUUCCUCUACGUAUUCGUUUGCAAUGAAGCCAACGUCAACUACUUGAUCUUGCCUACACCUUUUCAAAAACCUCAAUUCCUUGCAUCUAGUAGCAAAUCCCAUGCGGCAACCUUCAAUAUGAAGCCAUAUGAGAAAGAUGAACUAGAGGAAGCUCUAGCGGAGACGUCAACACAAAACAAGACGGUGAUUAUAGCCAUGGUGAACAAAGCCUACGUAGUGUUGGACAAAGGAGGGAAACCCAUGCUCGACAUAUUUCUCGAUGGAUUUUGGCUAGGCGAAAACACAAGAAACCUAGUCGAUCAUCUCUUAAUCGUGGCGGCGGAUCAAACCUCGUAUGAUCGGUGUAAAUAUCUACGGUUGCAUUGCUACAAGCUCAAAACGGACGGCGUGGAUUUUGUGGGGGAGAAGCUAUACAUGAGCGAAGAUUUCAUCAACAUGAUGUGGAGAAGAACGCUGUUUCUUACUAAUGUUCUUAAACAUGGAUAUAACUUCAUAUUCACGGACACAGACGUAUUAUGGCUAAGAAAUCCAUUCCCAAACCUCAUACAAAACCAAAGCAUCGACAUCCAAAUCAGCGUCGACAGCUUCAUCGGCCACCCAUGGUCCGAACGCAGACAACCCAUCAACACAGGCUUCUACAUGAUCAACUCAAACAACAAAACCAUUGCACUCUUCGAUUCCUGGUACGCCCAAAAAAACCAAUCCAAGGGUCUGAAAGAACAAGACGUGUUGGUGAAUCUGAUGCGCCAAGGUUUAUUUCGGAGGUUAGGGAUCAGGGCUAGAUUCUUGGACACUCUUUACUUCAGUGGGUUUUGUCAAGAUAGUAGAGAUGUUAAAGUUGUGUCCACGGUUCAUGCUAAUUGUUGUAGAAGUAUCAGUGCUAAGGUCACUGAUUUAACUAGUGUUAUUCAUGACUGGAAAAGAUUUUUAGCUAAUCAAACUGUGCCGUUUAGAUGGUCACCGCACCGUGGAUGUAUGGAUUCGUGGAGACAUCGGUGAAUUAUACAAGUAGAAAAGCCUGAAAUGAAUUUUUUUUUUUUUUUUGUUUAAGAAAUGGAGUAUUUAUUUUGUUUUGUCUAGGCCAAUGUACGGACGAAUUCUUUAAAUUUUUGUUUUGUCACGAGAUACUUUCUCGUAUGAUGAAUUGUAUCAGAAUACAAUAGCCGCUAUCAGGAGUUCUUUUUCUUGUAUUG